ACCACGAUUGACCAGCGAAAUUCCGCGUUGAAGUUGAGGUUCCGAGGCAGGUUUGAGCUUCACAUUUGAGGUUGGAAAGGGAAAUGUCAGGUGUACAUCGAUAAUUGGAUGCGUAUGAGUUGCAGCAGAUACGAAUCUGACACGAAUUUGUAGCCACACCACGGGAGAGAAGCUUCAGCGCAAGCGGGAUAAGCGCAGGAUUCCCAGGAGCAACCGCAACUCUCGGGCAGAGAAGCAAAACUCGUGCCUUGCCUCGUUGUCGGAGGAUUUGAACGCGCUCUAGGCCGUUACCUUGCCGUCACUAUCGGUCGGGAUGGUGGCACCACGAGCGUGUUUGACUAAAGUGUUGUCUUAUUUCCCCUUCCUGUUGGUUCUUAUUGAUCUUCAGUGUGAAGGAAUAGGUGGUAUAAAUGCUGAAAUUGAAAAACACCUUGAAAUGGGGAAGAAACUUUUGGCUGCGGGACAGUUAGCAGAUGCAUUGUCUCAUUUUCAUGCUGCUUUAGAUGGAGAUCCUGAUAAUUAUAUUGCUUAUUAUAGACGUGCCACUGUCUAUCUCGCUAUGGGCAAAUCAAAAUCUGCUCUCCCAGACCUAAGUAAAGUCAUUGAGCUGAAACCAGACUUCACAUCUGCGAGGUUGCAGAGAGGAAACUUGCUCCUAAAACAAGGGAAGCUGGACGAAGCAGAGGAAGACUUUAAGAAAGUGAUACAAUCUAACCCCAGUGAGAAAGAGGAAAAUGAAGCCAAGUCCCAGUUAACUAAAGCAGAUGAAUUGCAAAGGAUAAUUAUACAGGCACGAGCUGCUUUUGAAAACCAGGAUUACACAGCUGCUAUUGAAUUACUAGACAUUCUUAUUGAGACUUGUGUUUGGGAUUCUGAGUUAAGAGAACUCCGGGCGGAAUGCUACAUACAGAUUGAUGAAAGUGGAAAAGCAAUAAAUGAUUUGAAAGCAGCAUCAAAACUUAAAUACGACAACACUGAAGCAUUCUAUAAAAUUAGUAUAAUUUAUUAUCAGCUCGGAGAUCAUGAAAUGUCUCUUGGUGAAAUUCGGGAAUGCCUCAAAUUGGACCCAGAUCACAAACACUGUUUUGCCCAUUAUAAGCAAGUGAAAAAACUUAAUAAGCAGUUGACAACAGGAGAAGAUCUCAUAAGACAAGAAAAAUACUCUGAUGCUAUUAAUAAAUAUGAAUCUGCCAUGAAAACUGAACCAAAUGUUUUUCAAUACACUUUGUAUGCAAAGGAAAGAAUUUGCCAUUGUUUAUCAAAGAACCAACAAGCAAAAGAAGCCAUCAGAACUUGCACGCAAGUAUUGGAACAAGAUGCAAGCAAUAUCAAUGCAUUGAAAGACAGGGCAGAAGCUUAUAUUUUAGAGGAACAAUAUGAAGAAGCGAUCAAAGAUUAUGAAGUUGCAAGAGACCACAGUGACAAUGAUCAAACAGUAAAAGAAGGACUGGAAAGGGCACAGAAACUUCUAAAACAAUCACAAAAGAAAGACUACUAUAAAAUACUAGGAGUGAAAAGGAGUGCUAAAAAACGGGAGAUAAUAAAAGCAUACAGGAAGCUAGCAAUGCAGUGGCAUCCUGAUAACUUCCAGGAAGAAAAUGAGAAGAAGCAAGCCGAAAAAAAAUUUAUAGACAUAGCAGCUGCUAAAGAAGUACUCACUGAUCCAGAGAUGAGGAAGAAGUUUGAUUCAGGGGAAGAUCCUCUGGAUCCAGAAAAUCAACAGGGUGGAGGUGGUCAUCACUUUCAUAGAUCGUGGAAUCAGUGGCAAGGAUUCAAUCCUUUUGGCUCAGGAGGACCCUUUAAUUUCAAAUUUCAUUUUAACUAAGUCUCGAGUAUUGGCUGCUCAUUUCUAGAAAAAGACUCAAAGAAAAAGGAAUGUUGAAUGUGAUGCCAGAAACCCAGUCUUCAAACUUACAGUGUAAUCCUUUUGUUCAGCCAAAAAUGUCCAGCAUAUAGUAUUUUACACAGAUAUUUACACUCUUAAGAGUUUUGAAAUAUUUUCCUGAAAAAUAAUGAAAAGCAAUGUACACAUUUAAUAAAGACAAUUGCCUUAUAAAUCUGAUCUAACUGAAAACAAUUUAUUCUCUCAUGAAUAUUUUCUUAUGUAUAGGUGGUGUGAAAAUUCUUGGUUUCUUAAGCAUCGUUACAAAGUGUCCAUGAAGUAUGUGAUUAAAUGGCAAUAGUACCAUCAUUAUCUUUAUAACUGGGCCAAGGACUAUUUGAAUAAAGUCCUUUUUGAUAGGAUGAAGGUGGGUAGUGACUUGCAAUGUUACAUGUUUGACCUCAUUGCUUUGCAUACUGUGGAAAUUCUUCAGAAUCACAGAAAUAGAACUUGCACUUUUUAAAUCAGAAUAGUAUUCUGUUUAAAGACCUAAAAACCUUUUUUAUAUGCACUUAAGAGUUCAUUCAUUAUUUGAUCUAAUUGAUCCACUUAAGUGAGGAUAUUGAAAUGUUUUCACUCUUAUAAGAGGCAAAGAGAGGAUUAUUCACCAUUAGUAAAUCGUGUUUGGUUGGAUCCUCAUCACAAUUUUGGUAGAUAUCUGGGAAUUUUAAUAUUUGAAGUGAUGCUUGUAUCAUAAACAUUGUUUUCAUCAGUUUUAAAACCAAUAUACUUGCUACAGAUAAUGCCUUCAUCUUCAGAUUACUCAAAAUAGAGAAGAGACUUUCAAAACUGCUUAUCUACAAUUAACUACAAAAGUUUGGAAAAUUAUAGCUUGGCUGGCAAAUUAUUUGCGUGCCUUAAUUGUGACUGUUCCAUAACUUCCCAAUUCCAUAUUCUGUAAAUGUUUGUUGAUGGAGUUAUGAUUUCUCUUUAAACCAGCCACCUCCAUUUUUAACAUUUGGGGAAGUGCAGCACUCUAUUUAAAUGUUCUAUUAUAUAAUUUUAAAACUUCUGGCAACAUGAACAUAAUCCACAAAUCACCCCACAGAACUGUUUUCUAUCCAUGUUAUACAUUAGCAGACUUAAGAUUUGAAAUUACGGAUGUCUACUUUUUUGAUCAAUUAAGAGUGUUGAAUUUGGAAAAUAUUCUAAUGCAUUCUUUGUACUGAGGAUAUUUUUGAUGCUGGAUUCUGUGAGAGAUUUGCAAGAAAGACAUCUCUUGUAUACCUUAUUUGGGACAGAAUCUUAUAGUCAUUGUAUCUGAAAAGUUUCUCCUAAGGGAUCUUGGAACAUUGAACAUGUAACAUCUUCAAUUCCUUGUGCCUGGAAAAAAUUCCAUGCAUUCUUUAUGUAUUGCACAUAUUCUUGUUUCUAACCAUUUCAAAACAUGGUCUUUUAGGCUUGUUUUGAUGCCUCAUGUCAGAUAUAAAAUGGAUUUAAAAUUUAUUCAAGAUCACAGAAAGAACUUAAUGCAACAAAAAUGUAAAUUUUACUGGCAGAAUUUGCUUUGCGGGUGUUGGGAUGAUUUCCCCCCUGGUUCCUCCUGGAUUCUGAGAUCUUUGGAUGCCAUUAUAACAAAGUUCUAGAUGGAUUGUUCAAUCUUUCAAUUUAUGUUAGUAGUGAAUGAGUUUACUCAUUGCCAAUGCAUAAAGUGGUUAUUAUGUCAUAUAGCUCAUUGAAAAGUUUGAUUAAAGAUUAAUGUAGAUUUUU
Messenger RNA from Pristis pectinata (smalltooth sawfish), 3592 nucleotides. Its product is annotated as dnaJ homolog subfamily C member 3-like. Gene Ontology annotation, biological process: protein folding in endoplasmic reticulum. Gene Ontology annotation, molecular function: misfolded protein binding; protein-folding chaperone binding. NCBI's taxonomy places the organism in Eukaryota, Metazoa, Chordata, Chondrichthyes, Rhinopristiformes, Pristidae. The record is from RefSeq and is a predicted model, not a curated record. Gene Ontology annotation, cellular component: endoplasmic reticulum.